Ramularia collo-cygni is the source of this 1716-nucleotide messenger RNA. RefSeq names its product related to Aspartate--tRNA ligase, cytoplasmic. Gene Ontology annotation, biological process: aspartyl-tRNA aminoacylation. The record is from RefSeq and is a predicted model, not a curated record. NCBI's taxonomy places the organism in Eukaryota, Fungi, Ascomycota, Dothideomycetes, Mycosphaerellales, Mycosphaerellaceae. Bases 1 to 1716 code for a protein of 571 amino acids. Gene Ontology annotation, molecular function: RNA binding; ATP binding; aspartate-tRNA ligase activity. The transcript has a single exon. Gene Ontology annotation, cellular component: cytosol; cytoplasm; aminoacyl-tRNA synthetase multienzyme complex.
AUGGCUGACAGCGCCAUUCCCGAGCGUCCAAGGGAGGAGAAUGCCCCACCAGCGACUACAACUGAAGGCGGCGAGGCAGGAGAGGGCGGCGAGAAGCUUUCCAAGGGCGCAUUGAAGAAGCUGGAGAAGKAAAAGGCAAAGGCGGAGAAAAAGGCACGACUGGACGCCGAAGAGGCGGCGCGAAAGAAGGAAGCCGACGCCAACGAUGUCAGCAAGGACGACUACGGCGAGCUGCCCAUGGUCCGCAAAGCCACAGGCGUCAAGCACGAGAAACUGGCCGAUUUGGCAAAGACACACCAGGACCUGGCCGAUGACGCUGCUCCCGCCGUCGUCUUCCGCGCGACAGUGGACAAUGCCCGCAAACAGGCGGCGACCCUCUCCUUCCUCAGUCUCUCCCAAGCUGGAGAUACCAUCCAAGCUGUGGUGGCCGCUUCCGAUACCCUUUCCCGUAACAUGGUCAAGUUCGCAGGCGGCAUCCCCACAGAGAGCGAGGUCAUUGUGCACGGCGUGCUGAAGAAACCCAAGGAGCCCGUUACGUCCACCACUGUCUCUCAUCUCGAAGUUCACAUCACCAAGCUCUACAUCCUCUGCCGUGCGGACGCAAAACUCCCCCUCCAGGUCGCCGAUGCUGAAGGCCGCAUUCCAGCUGAGGGCGAGGAUAAUGCCACCUCCUCGGAUGGAAAGGCAAUCGUCAGCUUGAACACCCGUCUCAACAACCGCACCAUCGACCUCAAAGCCAAUCUCAACCACGCCAUCUUCAUCAUCAAGUAUGGUGUGCAGAGUCUCUUCACCGAAUUCCUUGCCGCGAGAGGCUUCAUCGGCAUGAACAGCCCGCGCAUGUUGGGCGCUGCAACUGAGGGUGGCUCUUCCGUCUUUGAGAUCAAGUACUUCAACGAAAAGGCCUACCUCGCUCAAUCACCACAACUCUACAAGCAGAUGAUGAUCGCAGCUCGGUUCGAGCGAGUAAUGGAAAUUGGACCCAUCUUCCGCGCCGAAAACUCCAAUACCGCGAGACAUUUAACCGAGUUCACUGGUCUGGAUCUGGAAAUGGCAUUUGAGGAGGACUAUCAUGAGGUUGUCUCUCUACUCGAGGAGCUCAUGCUGUUCAUCUUCAACGGCCUCCGCGAGCGUUACCGCAAGGAGACCGAGCUCGUUCGUACGGUGUACCGCGUGGAGGAGUUCAAGCUUCCACCACCCGGCAAAGUCCCACGACUCCACUUUAAGGAAGGAAUCGAGAUGCUUCGGGCAGCCGGUGAGGAGCUCAACGACUUCGAUGAUCUCAGCACGCCACAAGAAAAGAAGCUCGGAGCGCUGGUGCUGGAGAAGUAUGGCACCGACUUCUACGUCCUCGACAAGUUCCCGCUCGCAAUCCGACCCUUCUAUACCAUGCCUGCCGAUCCCGGUGCCGAAUGCGUGAGCAAGAACGAGGGCUACUCCAACUCGUACGAUUUCUUCAUGCGAGGACAGGAGAUCAUGUCCGGCGCACAGCGUAUCCACAACGCGCAGUACCUGGAAAAGCGUAUGCGGGAGCAUCUCACUCCCGUCGACCCAUCAAGCGAUGGUCUGAAGGAUUACGUCAACGCCUUCCGCUAUGGAUGCCCGCCGCAUGCUGGUGGUGGAAUUGGAUUGGAGAGAAUUGUCAUGCUGUGGUUGGGAUUGCCCAAUGUGCGGUUAGCGAGUCUAUUCCCGCGUGACCCAGGUCGUUUGAUGCCGUAG